AUGACUCCCGUCUGCCCUCGCCCGGCUCUCGGCUACCAUUUCUUUCCGUGUUUGCUCCGCUCAGUGUUUAAAGACGCGCGCAGCGCAGCGCCGAGAGCAGAGGCCGCGGGGCCGCCCCGGCCGCUGUCCAGCACUCGCAGCCUGAGUCGGGGCUGCCGCGGCGCCAGUAAUGUCGGGGCCCAGACUGACAGGACACCCCUUGCAGGGAGUGGGGAGGCUGGGAGCCCGGCCGCCCCUCCCCAGGGCCGCCCAGCGACACCCACCGUCUCCCCCAGCAAGCGGGCUCGGCCUGCGGAGGACGCCAUGCGGCUCCGCUUUGUCCGGCUUUCGGAGCACGCCACCGCCCCGAGCAAGGGGUCCGCGCGGGCCGCGGGCUACGACCUGUACAGUGCCUAUGAUUAUACAGUACCACCUAUGGAAAAAGUCCUUGUGAAAACGGACAUUCAGAUAGCUCUUCCUUCUGGGUGCUAUGGAAGAGUAGCUCCCCGUUCUGGCCUGGCUGCGAAACACUUCAUAGAUGUAGGAGCUGGCGUCAUAGAUGAAGAUUAUAGAGGAAAUGUGGGUGUUGUACUAUUUAAUUUUGGCAAAGAAAAGUUUGAAGUCAAAAAGGGUGAUCGAAUUGCACAGCUCAUUUGUGAACGGAUUUUUUAUCCAGAAAUAGAGGAAGUUCAGGUUUUGGAUGACACUGAAAGGGGUUCAGGAGGUUUUGGUUCUACUGGGAAGAAUUAAAACUUAUGCCAAGAAUAGAAAAUGAGAAAACAUACUUUUCUUAAAAAUAAAGAGUCU
Molecule: messenger RNA, 786 nt
Organism: Puma concolor (puma)
Lineage: Eukaryota; Metazoa; Chordata; Mammalia; Carnivora; Felidae
Gene: DUT
Product: deoxyuridine triphosphatase
Biological process (GO): dUTP catabolic process; dUMP biosynthetic process
Molecular function (GO): magnesium ion binding; dUTP diphosphatase activity
Source: RefSeq, a predicted model, not a curated record